Messenger RNA from Cinara cedri, 3836 nucleotides. Lineage: Eukaryota; Metazoa; Arthropoda; Insecta; Hemiptera; Aphididae. The record is from the annotation of a GenBank genome assembly.
UGUCUUUUUAAUUUUUACAUUAAUUCGUAGUUUUAAAUUUUGAAACUGAAAUAAAUCAAAAGAUAUAUAAAAUUGGUUUUUUUUUUAGUUAUUUACCUAGAACUAUUUUUUGUUUUGAAUAAGUAUUUUAUUUUCAUUGAUUAAAGACGUUAGGUUUUAGUUUGUUAAAAUGAGCAAACUUGAAGUAAAUUCACAAAACAGUACAAGUUCAGAUGAUGAAGAAGAAGAUGAAGAAGCCAAGGUAUUUAAUUUUAAAUUUAUAUUUGUAUUAAUGUAGGUCUAAUAAAAAUGAUACCUAUGUAUUAAAUAUUUAUUUGUUUAGGAAUUGACCGAAGAUGUUGAAAAAAGUUUUUUUAAAACAUUGUCAUGUCUUAAGAAAAAUGAUCCCAAGAUUUAUGACGAAUCUGUUCAUUUUUUUAAUUCAUCAACUCGACAAACUACCAAAACAUCUACUGAUGAAAGUAAUAAAGGUUCAAAUCCCAUUUAUUUGGAAGAAUACAAAAGAAAUAUUCUAUUAGAACGUGGACCAGAAUUUGAUGAUACUGUGGAAAUUAAUGGUAAAUUAUGUAUGAAUAUAAAGUGAUUUGUGGUAGCAAUAUUGUCUAGUUGGGGCAUACUGCAUUAGAGAGGACACUUUGAUUUUCUUUGCAAUUCUAUUUAUCAUGCUAUUUACAUUUUUGAAUUCUUUUAUAGUAAACUUACUUUUGGUAACGUAAAUAUAUUUUUAUAAAUUGUAUACUAUUUGUAUUGUACUAUUGUAUACUAAUUGUAAAUUGUAUACUAAUGGUUCCUUACAAUUUUUUUUCUGAUAGUAUAAAAAAAUAACAAAUCCAUAAUCUUAUUUUUGUUUUUAUAAACUUUUUAAUUUCAUGUUUUUAUGAAAAUUUUAAAAACCAUUAAAAUUGCGAAUAGAAAUUAUUUUUUAAUUUUUGUGAAUUAAGUUUGUUUAGCCCCAUAACAAAUUCUCAAUAAUUUAAAACUAGGUUCAUUGUAAGUAGUACUUGAUCUUGGUAGUUGUUAUUAUAACUUUUUAAAAAGUUGGUUUUGUUUUUUUUUCAAUUAAGAUGUUCUUAAAAAAGAAAAAGUUCGCAUGUCGUCACCUUCAUAUGUUGAAGAACAAGAAGCUAUUAAAAAAAGUUUUAAAUUUGCUUUAGAAGAUAAUUCUGAUGAUGAAGAUAUUUUAAAGCCCCGUAGUAAAACUAAAGAAGAACAGGUAAAUUUAAAAAAAAAUUAAAAACCUAUAAAAUAUAAAUGCUUUAUUUAAUACAAGAAUCGUCAAAUAUUACUUAUUAGUUAUUACUUAUCAAAAAAACCAAUAAUUACACCCAUUUUCUUAAUAAAUGUAGGUACAAGAAUUUAAAAAAAAAUUGUUGACGUGUAAAUAAGUAAAGUGACUUUUAGCGACCUCUGUCUUUAUAAUAAUAUAAUAAAUAAUUAAUUAAAAAAAUACAAUAACAUCUAUUAAAUCGCUAAAUUAUGAAAAAUAUUUUGGUUGAGUAAAUAGUAAUUUAUUUAGAAUUAGUUAUUUAGUUUAUUUAUUAAAAUUGUUACAGGAAAAAGAAGAAAAAGAUUAUUUAGAAUGGCUUAAAGGGAAUCGAGAUGAACUUGAAGACAAGGAAACUAAAAAUGAUCUUCAAUAUUUACAUGAUUAUUGGAAUAACCCUAAUUUAGAUGAAGGUGAACAGUUUUUGUGUGAUUAUAUCUUAAAUAAAAGGUAAUUUGAAACAUAUUACUUAGUAGGUACCAGAUACCAUUAGUGGCUUAUGCUCUAUCACAAAUGAUCACUGCUUAAUAUUUAUAUACUUAAUCAUAAAUAAAGUUUAACUACCUAAUAUAAUUUAUUUACCAAUUAGAUUUUUAGAAAAACCAAGUGAAGAAAAUGUAAUAGAAGAUGAAAUGAAAUUCUCUGACGAGGAUGAAAUGCUUGAGAAACAUGAAGAAUUUGAACAUAAAUAUAAUUUUAGAUUUGAAGAACCUGAUAAAGAUUUUGUAAGAAAGUUUUACAAAAAGCUAAAAUUAAAUAUUUUACAUGCUUGCAUUUUAAUUAAAAAGAAAAUUUGUAUUUUUAGAUUAAAACUUAUCCUCGAACAAUGGAAAAUUCUUUAAGACGUAAAGAAGAAAAGCGUAAGAAAAAAAGAGAAGAAUUAAAUGAAAGAAAAAAAAAAGAAUUAGAGAAACGAUCAUUGGAAAUUAAACAACUUAAAAAACUUAAAAAGAAAGAAAUUGUUGACAGAAUUAGAAAACUUGAAGAAUUAACUGGAAAUAAAGGUGUUGGAUUUGAGGUAUGUUUAAUUAUGUAAUGAAGUAUAAUAUGUUGCUUGUUCAAAUAUAUGUAAUUGUGUAUGUUACAUGAAAUAUUGAAGGAUACAGAAUUAGAAGAGGAUUUUAACCCAACAGAGUAUGAUCGUAAAAUGCAAGAAUUGUUUGACGAAGAAUUUUAUGAUAAAACAGAUGAUACAAAGCCAGUGUUUGAUGAAGAAGAAGAUGAAUUCAUUGUUAGUUUUGUUAUUCAUUACAUUUAUUUACUUAUUAAUUUAAACUAUAGACAUGUUUCCUGAAAAAUAAAAAUCUAAUAUAGUUUGUAAUAAUAUUGUAUUUAUAUUUUUUUACUGGAUUAGAUGGACUGUGACUAUGAUCCAAGUUUGGAAAAGAGAGCCAAAAAACAAACUAGAGCUGCAAAACGAAAAGAAAAGAAGAAGUUAAUAAUUGAUGAAGAUGUCGAUGAAACAAAUAAUAAAAAAAUACCAAAAUAUAAUUCAACAAUGGGAUCAUUUGAAAAAUAUAUUGAUGAAUUUUAUAGUUUAGAUUGUGAAGAUGUGGUUAGUGGUGUGCCAACUCGAUACUCUUACAAUAAAGUACUUCCCAAUGAUUAUGGUCUGACAAUUGAAGAGGUAUUGUAUUAAUAAUUAUUUCACAUUAUGUUAUUUAUGUUCGUUGGUAAUUUUACAGAUUUUGUUAGCUGAUGACAAUGAGCUUAACAAAUGGUAUCCAUUAGGAAAAUUGACAAAAAUCCAACCCGAAGCAGUUCAGAAAUUUGAAGCUAAAAUUUACAAGAGAAAGGGCAAAGACAUAGAAUUAAAAAAGAAAAUGUUGCCCAGUCUUUUUAAAGAAGAGUAUGUAUUUUGUAUUUAAUAUUUACAUAUAUAAUUACACCCAAUAUACCCAGUUUAUUUUGUAAUUUAAACUUUUUUUUUUUUUUUUUCACUAAUUUUGCAUUUAUUUAUAAUCAGUAUAUUUUUGUAAUGCAUUUUUAAUAUAUUGAAUUUUUUAGAUUUGAUGAACCAAAUGAAACAAAAGAUGAGAAGAAAGAAAAAAAUACACCAAAAAAUAAGAAAAAGAAAAAGCCCUUAAAAAAUAUUUUUAAAGUAGAAGAUUUAUCUAAUAAUAGUAAUGAUGAACUUCUGCGUGGAAAUGGAAAUGAAAUUACUACAAAUUACGAGACGACACAUAAAACUCAGAAUGAAAAUAAUAUUAAUAAAACUGAUAAGAAAAAUAAAAGUCAAAUAAUAGACCAUACACAGAACAAUAAUAUAUCAGACAAUAAAAAAGUUAAAAAACAAAAAAUUGAUUUCAAUCAAAACAAAAAUAAGAUUGAUAAAAAUGUUAGAAAAGGUAAAAAACGAAAUAUUGACAGUGUUCAGAAUGGAUCAAAUAAAAAACAUAAGUUCUCAAACAAGAAACAUAAACCUAAUAAUAAAGAGGCUAGUGCUUUAGAAUCGAUGACAGAUGACCGCUUAAAAGCAUAUGGAAUUAAUCCAAAAAAAUUUAGAAACAAAUUAAAGUUUGGCAAAAAUUAAUAAACUAUUCUUUUUGUUAUUAUCUAAAUUGUUUUUAUU